AUGGCAGAAAUGCAAGACAUUGAUUUUACUUGGACGGAAGAUGAUUGGGAGAUCUUCCUAACCGAUUUCAACGCACAACAAGAACAGCAGAUCCAAACAGACGAGGAGAUUCGUGCUGAUCUUGAUCGUCUGUUUAGUGUUGCACAUCAGACUACGAACAAUACUGAUACUACUGCUACUGCCCCAGAAGAAGUACCAGGGGAUUCUAGCUUCGCAGGGCAGGGAGCGCAAUAUGGUCUCACGCAGUCGCAAACAUUUGAAGAGUCUCAGUGGAUGGGAAACGUGAAUCAGUCGGCUUUGAAAGAUACUGAGUGCUUCGAGGACUACUUUGCUACGAUUCCUGGGCAACCGUCGGGUUCUGGUCAACAGGCAGCACCUACGGGUCAACAACAGCAAGAGUCGUUCGCAAGUGUUCAACAACAGCCACUAUUCGCAGGUCAACAACAGCCGUCAUUCGCAGGUCAGCAAUCGAACCAGUAUCCGGCAAUGGACUUCGAGCCUUACUUUGGUGGUAAUUGGCCGAUGAAAGGCUUCCACGGGCUGCCCAACCAAGAAAACCCAGGAAAGCCAGAGGGCUUCGUUCGUCUGCAGCCAGUACAACCAGAGGGCAGCGCAUACCGCACUCCAUAUGCAACACCAUUCACGACUCCCGAACCCAGACCACAAGAGCCCCCAUUCGCCGAACCCAUCGAAUACCAGCGCCUAUUCUCCAACUUCGCAGAAGCCCACGCCACCAUCGAAGCCGAAGACGCACAAAUCGAAAUGGUCCCUCUACAAGUCCAAAACGACAACUGGUCCACCAUCGACAUCCACACCUCCGCCCGCCAACUCUUACACGCCACAACCGCUCUCCCCACCCAAACCCCUCCCGUCAUCGCCUCUGUCUACCAGAAAAAAUACUGGUCUGACCACCAACACCAAUCCCUCCUCAGCGUCCAAUCCCUCAUCCGCCACUCGCCCCCACGCGCCGAAGCUCGCAUUCUCCUCCUCAUCGAAGCCGUGCUGCACCUGCACCAACACGGCUGUCCCGCGACGAUAUUGCACCGCAAAACGCUCAAAGAGGGCUAUCGCGUAGAAACGGAUUUGCGGGCCUCGGAUCGCUUAGAGGCGAUUGUGGAAGUCGCGCGAGAGGAUAAAUAUGUCGCGCAUGAUAUUCUCACGGGCACGAAUUUGGAGGAUAUUGUGCGCUCCCCAAAGGCGUAUAUGCGUCGCAAAGCCGAUAAUUGUCGUGUGAAUGCGAAGAAGGCUAUGGAGAAGGAGGAGGCGGAUCGGUCCAAGGGGGUGGUGGCGAGGAGAAGAGGGGCCGCUGGUGGUGGUGGUGGGGGUGGCGGUGGGGGAGGUACUUUGAUGAGGAGGAAGAAGAGGGGUUCGUCGUCGGCGGCGAUGGCUGGUGCUGGUGCUGGUACUGGUGCUGUUUAUGCGACUCCGGCGCCGAGUUCUCCCGCGGGAUUUUAUGCGAAUCUGGCGCCGAUUCCAUUUGGAUUAGGAGCCGUUCAGGAGUCUUUGGAGGAAAGGGGGGGACAGGGGGCGGAGCGGGACAUGCAAUUUGGCUUUGAGUAG
This is a messenger RNA of Sphaerulina musiva SO2202, 1560 nucleotides long. RefSeq lists its product as uncharacterized. Bases 1 to 1560 code for a protein of 519 amino acids. The transcript has a single exon. Lineage: Eukaryota; Fungi; Ascomycota; Dothideomycetes; Mycosphaerellales; Mycosphaerellaceae. The record is from RefSeq and is a predicted model, not a curated record.